GUUUAUAUUUGUUUUUCAAUUUAAUAGAAAUAAGAUAAAAUGCAAAUUUAACGUUUUAACGAAAGAAGCUAAAGCUAAACUAGACAAAGAGCGGUGCCAAAUAUUGAUUUUAGAUAAGUUCUUAAGGUAUCUUAAUAAUAAAAUAUAUUUGACCAUAAUUAGAGCUAAUAGGCAUCUUAAACGAUAAAUUUUUAAGAUAAAAAAAACAAAAUUACCCAUAAACCAAAAGUGGCUGUUGUUGAUUUGAGAAAUAAUAUUUGGCCAGCAAAAGAAAAAGAGAAUGUUGUAGUUACUGGAGCUUAAUACCCAUAGAGUAAAAUGCUGUCUACUAAGUAUUUAAAAACAGAAGGAUCAUAGCCAAGCGUAGAUUUUUAAGUCCUUCCUUUUUAACAAAGAAGCAAUAACUUCAAGGCAAAUUUAGUACAUGCAUAGAUUGAUUUGAAUGCAAAUAAUAAUAAAAGUUUCUCAAAAGAGAGCUAAAAAUGUAAUUAAGUGACAUCUAAUAACACGAACAACAAAUUUUAAGUAAGUCAACCUAAAUAUGUAUAAUUUAUAGCACCAAAGGCCAAGUUGAAUCUUAAUGUAGCACUAGCAAAUUAAAAAUAAAUUAAUAACUAAAAUUAAAUAAAUGCAAAUAAUUUUUCUAUCAAUUCAAGUUUAAACAAUUCUUUCAGCAUGAAUAAUUCUUUUAGCCUGAGUAAUAGUUUUCUUCCUUAAAAAUAAAUUUUGCUUGGCAUAUAUAGUGAAGUUAAUUCACCAAGUAACAAAGUUCUACAAAAUCCUUAACAGUAGCAACCAAAUAUAAAUUAGUUAACUAAUUUACAGCUAAAUUAUAAUUAUUAUCAUCAACCUAAAUAUUUUUAAAAACAAAGUUAAAAUAUACAAAAUACCCCUAAGUUAAAAGAAAUAAUUCCAAUAGCAAGAUAAAACAGUCAUGCUCGAGACAGUUCAUAUAGUUCAGCAAAUAUUACUAAUAGCCAAUAUUCCUGCAAAACUUUAACAACUUACCAAAAUGUGAUUGAAAAUACAUGUAAUUUAAAUAGAUAUUCUUAAAGCAUUAUUAAUAAAAGCACUGAAUUAGCAAGUAUUAACUCAAGCUUAUAUGAAUGUUAAGCUAGAAUGCAGAGAGAAAAAAGUUUAAAUACAAUAAGCCAUGUUUAAAAUAGAGAAUCUUUAUAUUAGGAAAUCUCUUAAGGAUAACCCAAUAUUUUAAUUGAUUCUGAUAAUCAAAGCAACUUUUAAUAUAAAGGUUUUUUUGUAAAUUAGCAGCAGUUGGUAAAUUCAACAGAAAUUAAAAUUAAUAAUAUUGAAAUAAAAGAACCUUAAGAAACACCAAACUCUGAACCAGGGAAUACUCAAAAAAGCUUUACUUAGCUUUGCAAUAGCUAUAAUGGAAAUGAAGUUUUGUUAAAUUAAUAAAACCAAAAUACUUUCAAUAAAAUUUAACUAUGUGAUAAUUUAUAAUUAAAAUAACAAAAAGAAUACUUUGUAGAAAAUGUUAAUUAAAAUUAAGAAUUUUCAUAAAAGAAUUAAGACAGUUAAUAACAUCAAAAUGAAUUCAAAAUAACUAAGAAACUAAUUACAAAUGCAGAUCCGAUUGAACUUAAUUUCAAAUCUAAUACUUUUUCUUUUGCUGGAGAUAGCUUUUCAAAUUAAAUACAAGAAGCAGAAAAAUCUUUACAUCAGAAAUUCGUCUUAUCUAUACAAAAUAUCUUCUUAACUAAAGAAGAUUUAACUAAAAUGAUUUCUGUAGAGCUAGGUUUUAAAUAAAUUAGCUUAUAACUAGUUUCUUAAGAUCCUUAAAAAUGGCUAAUAAAAUACUAAAAUUCAUGUACAUAUGAAGGAGAAAUAGAUGAAUAUACAUAAGAAAGAUAAGGUGUUGGCAAAUUCAUAUUUAGUAACGGGUACUAAUAUGACGGAGAAUGGUAAAGUAAUUUAUUAAAUGGAGUUGGAACAAUAACGUCAGCAUCAGGUAGAGUAAUUUAUGAGGGCUAAUUUCUUAAUAACUACAUCGAAGGAAAAGGUAUUUAUUACACACUAUUAUAUGAUGCUACUACCAAAGUAAACUAUAAAAAUUUAUGCAACCAAAGCAGAUAUGUCACUAGGUAUGAAGGCUAAUUCAAAAGUAAUCAAUAAGAAGGAUUUGGAAUGGUCUAUUUUUCAUCAGGAGAAAGGUUUGUAGGAUUAUUUGAAAAGGAUGCUGCAAAUGGACCUGGUAGUUUCUACACUGAAACAGAAAAAAUAGCUGGUGAGUGGAGAGAGGGAAUUUUUAUCCGUUACAAGCUAUGA
Tetrahymena thermophila SB210 is the source of this 2289-nucleotide messenger RNA. RefSeq names its product MORN motif protein. The transcript has 4 exons. The record is from RefSeq and is a predicted model, not a curated record. NCBI's taxonomy places the organism in Eukaryota, Ciliophora, Oligohymenophorea, Hymenostomatida, Tetrahymenidae.